GUGAGCCAGAAGAGCUGCCUGUGUGUUUACAUGUCAGCCUAUCAGUGCUGCCGGAUUUAGCGCAUCUGGAAAGGACAGAGGCAUAUCUCAAAUGCCCCUAAGAUAAGGGAUUCUCUCUCUUCCCCAUUUGAAUCUACCCUGUCUGGAAUCCUGCAUCUCUGCCUCCAUGCUUUCGGAGGCAUUUUGAAUUUCCUUGGCAACAUGGAGCUGCCUGAAUUAGAAUUCUCUGCAUGACAGUCCUGGUAAACAUUAGGAUGGUGUCUGGGGAGGCAGGAGGGCACAGCUACUUGGUGGCAUGCUGGCAGCCCAUCCUGAUCCUGAUGCUUGGCACCGUCCUUUCUGGCUCCACCACCGGUUGCCCUUCCCGAUGUGACUGUAAUGGUCAGGAGCGUUCAGUUGUGUGCCAUCGAAGGAGACUGACAACUCUUCCAGAGGGCAUCCCCACUGAAACAAGGCUACUAGACCUCAGCAAGAAUCGUCUGAAAAAUCUGGGACCUGAGGAGUUUAUUAAUUACCCUCAGCUGGAAGACCUUCAACUUAAUGAAAACACAAUAUCAACCAUUGAGCCUGGGGCUUUUAGCAACCUUAUGAACCUUCGCACUCUAGGUUUGCGCAACAACCAGCUGAAGCUCAUUCAGCUGGGAGUUUUCACUGGCCUCACCAAUCUCACCCAGCUGGAUAUCAGUGAGAAUAAAAUUGUCAUUCUGCUUGACUACAUGUUCCAGGAGCUGUACAACCUGAGGGCUCUGGAAGUUGGUGACAAUGACCUAGUAUUCAUCUCACCCCGAUCAUUUCAUGGCCUCAGCAACCUCGAAAGUCUCAACAUUGAAGGAUGCAAUAUAGCCUCAGUGCCAACUGAUGCCCUUAGCCAUCUCCAUAACCUGCUGUCACUUCGACUGCGUUAUCUGAACGUCACCGUCUUGAGGGACUACUCAUUUAAGAGGCUGUAUCGGCUCAGAGUGUUGGAGAUUUCUCAAAUGCCCACCCUGGAUACCAUGACUCCGAAAUGCUUCUUUGGACUCAACCUCACAUCACUGUCAAUUACAAACUGUAAUCUUACUGUCAUUCCAUACCAAGCCAUUAGUCACCUAAGAUAUCUUCGUUUUUUGAAUCUGUCUUUCAAUCCUAUCCAAACUGUGGAGGGUAACCAGCUCUUUAAUCUGCAGAAGCUUCAGGCUUUUCACUUGGCUGGCGGAAGAUUAGCUGCCAUUGAGCCCUACUCUUUCCGAGGACUCAACCACCUCCGUGUACUCAAUGUAUCCAGUAAUAACUUGAGCACCCUGGAGGAGUCCGUCUUUCACUCAGUGGGAAACCUGGAGACGUUAGCUUUGUAUGACAACCCACUCGCCUGUGACUGUCGCCUGCUCUGGGUCUUUCGUCGACGGUGGAGGCUCAACUUCAACAGACAACAGCCCAUGUGUGCCUCACCUGAGGUGGUACAAGGAAAAGAAUUCAAGGACUUCCCAGAUAUCCUCCCUUCAGACUACUUUAUCUGCCAGAAAUCAAAAAUUAUGGAUUAUAAUGUUCAAGAAAGCCAUGUGGAUGAAGGAACUACGGUUCAUUUCACUUGCCAAGCUGAGGGUGAUCCACUACCAGUCAUAAUGUGGCUUUCACCCAAAAAGGAAUACAUCACUACCAAAACUAUGGGGUCAAGACUUGCUGUGACAUAUGAGGGCACAUUGGAGGUGCGUUACGCCCAAAUCCAGGACAACGGCACAUAUUUGUGCAUUGCAAGCAAUGCAGCAGGCAACGACACCAAAGCUGCUCACCUUUUUGUACAUAGCUACUCACCCAAUUGGCCCCACCAGCCAAAUAAAACAUUUGCCUUCAUUUCCAACCAGCCUAGCGACGAAGGUGCAAAUGUGACCCGGGCCACAGUUCCAUUUCCAUUUGAUGUAAAGACACUCAUCAUUGCAACCACCAUGGGAUUCAUCUCUUUCCUUGGAGUUGUUCUCUUCUGUCUCGUAAUAUUAUUCCUCUGGAGUAGAGGAAAAGACAAUACAAAGUCAAGUAUAGAGGUUGAAUAUGUACCACGGAAGGAGGAAACAGAGGAGGCCAGUCCAGCUGAGGAACCCAUACAAUUCAACAUGAAAAUCAUGUGAAACUCGAAAGGAGGUGAUUUAAUCUUACAAACUGCAGUCGGGAUGCAUUCUAUCCACAGUUUAAAUAUGUACUCAAUCUGAGUGAUAGAAACUGCACAGCAGUAAAUGCAUUUUGACACUGGACCAUUGGUGUGUUUUUUCACUGAAGGGACUGAAAUAUCAAACAAAUCUUGACUUUCAAAUAUUACAAUUUCUGUAAAUUUGAAUUGGCAAUAUCCAAACGGUAUGUUAACAUGCACUGAACAACCCAUAACCGUAUGUAACCAAAUAAAGGUCAUGAAUAAAGCACAUGUAUAAGAGAAAUGUUCCUAAUAAAAACGGUGUCUAAUGGGCGGAAUUAUCCUGCAAGUAGUCUUUCAGCACAAAAUAGGUGGAAGUUUGUGUUGUAUUAAUUGUCUUGCAUUUUUUCUCUCUUGUUUUGAUGGAUGUAAAGCACAACAACCCAUAUUUGGAGCCUGAAUUCUGUUGCUACAAUUCCUAAGUUGAAAGCAGUUUCUAAUGUUUCUUUUGUUUCAUUGGAGACAGGUAUUUUUUAGUCAAAAAGAUUAAGUGGUUUCUUCAAAAAAAAGAGUCAGACUUAAAAAAAAAAAGAAAAUGCAUAAUAGAGGAAAUACUUCAACAGAAUAUGAACAGAAAGACUUCAUGUUUUCAGUGUUGUGAUUUUAACAGAUAUAUAUAUGGAUCCUAAUCAUUUUACUGUUAGCAUAAAGGAUAAAGGCGUAUGUGUGCCUCACCACCUGCUGUGUCAGUGAACUAUGGCCUUUUAGAAUUGAAGUCAAAAUUUCUUAUCAUGUUUUGAUGUUUUCCCCAACCGUUUUAGUUUCUGGGAGAUACCAUCUUCAAAAUUUUAAAACAUUAGCCUUUAAGUUCCAUUAAUUGUAAAACAAAAAUAUUUGCCGUGUCUCACCAGGAGUAUUUCCAAUAUCUUUUAAGGGUCAAAUUAGGAGUGUGCAUGUUAACACACCGAAUAUGAAACAAUCCAGUCCGAGAGUACAGGCUCCUUUCUGCCUAAAAAGAAGGAAGUUUGUCAUUAAAUGUACCGACUUGUUUAGCUAUACAUAUUUUUUCUGUACUCUAUUGUUUUCUUGUACAUUAUGCUAUGGCACAAUAGUAAUACUUUUAAUGGAUGUGGGUUAUGAACAUUUUACAGUCUAAAGAGCAGAUUAAAUGUUGAGUUGACAAAUUUUGUAUGUAAAUAAUCAAAGAGUGUAUUACUGCUUUUCCUAGUGUAUGAAACAUACCAUUGGAAUCAUCAAAUUAACCAGUUAUCAUUUCCUGUCAUGAAAGUCAAUUUAUUUUCCCCUUUGGCAGUUCAAUAAUUGUCAGCACUCUGCUCAAGUCCUGAGGUUAUCCCGUCACUGCUGUAUCUCAGUAACUGUGACAUUAUGGAUUUGUUGCCUUAAGUAACCCAUUUUCCAGUUUUCAGCUGAGCAAUACCCAGUAUUUUGUGUAAAACUGAGUUUUAUGCUUCAAAAGUAUUUUAUGUUGUCCAACUAAUUUCACAGUCAAGGUCUGCUCUGAAGAUAACAUGUUCAUUAACUCUUACAGUACAUGUUUAAUUGGGGAUGACAGAUAAAUUAUAUUAAAAAAUUAAAUGAAAUUUGAUACUACA
This is a messenger RNA of Solea senegalensis (Senegalese sole), 3714 nucleotides long. It is a transcript of the gene lingo1b, whose product is annotated as leucine rich repeat and Ig domain containing 1b. Lineage: Eukaryota; Metazoa; Chordata; Actinopteri; Pleuronectiformes; Soleidae. Gene Ontology annotation, cellular component: plasma membrane. The record is from RefSeq and is a predicted model, not a curated record. The transcript is spliced from 2 exons. Gene Ontology annotation, molecular function: protein binding. Bases 231 to 2102 code for a protein of 623 amino acids.